CGAAGCACGAGUCGCGAAGAUGGCUCAAACUUCAACUUAGUGAAUUACUAAUAGAAUGACACUAUCCCGUCGAUUACUGGGCUGAAACUUAUCCGGCCUAAAUUCUACUACCCUUACCAAGAAGAGCAUAGAAUACAGUAGGGAUAUAACGGGAUUAAGGGAGCUGACGUCAUGGAAGCGUCGAAUAGUCAGACCUAGACUAGGAGAUCCCACUGACGCGCCCACACGGACUGACCCAGUAUUACGUGAUCUAGUAUAUGAUGAUGCUAUUAUGUUACAAAAGGCUCUUGAAGGCGCCUUUGAUAUGUUACGAUCCCAAGUAGUCAGGACGAAGUUUGUGGACAAUGCCGGGACUCGCACAGAUUCUCUCUCGGCCAACGGCCAAACCAUAUCGCACCCGCGAUCUGGAGAAGAGUGAUAAACCAUACUUGAACGAAAAGGGACAUGUUGACUUCGCUCUCGAUGACAUCGAGAAUCCCCACAACUGGUCUACGGCUCGAAGAUGGUAUGUCACGUUUGCUUCUGUGAUGUUGGUCGUGAACGCGACAUUCGCAUCGUCAGCUCCUUCAGGAUGCUUUCCCAGCAUUGCGGAGGAGUUCGGGAUAUCCGAAGAAGCCGCCGGACUUACAAUCACCCUCUUUCUGCUUGGCUACUGUGCCGGGCCAUUAUUCUUCGCUCCAUUGUCUGAGUUCUUUGGCCGACGUUGGAUCUUUUACAUAACGUUUUUCGUAUAUAUCGCUUUCAAUUUCCUAUGCGCCUUCGCCCCGAACUUCGGCAGCCUGCUUGUUGGUCGGUUUCUGACAGGCACCGCUGUCAGUGCACCUCUCAGCAAUGCCCCAGGUGUUCUUGCCGAUCUUUGGGGGCCUGUUGAGCGUGGAAAUGCGAUGGCCGUUUUCUCGAUGAUGGUCUGGGUAGGACCUGCUCUUGGCCCGGUCGUUGCGGGCUUCUUGGAACUAACCAAGAAUUGGCGGUGGAGUUUCUACGUUCUUUUGUGGCUGGCUGGCGGCACUUCAAUCAUCAUGUUUACCAUCCCAGAAACAUUCGGACCAGCGAUCCUCGUCCAAAGGGCCAAACGCAUCAGGAAGUCCAAGAUCCCCGGUUAUGAGAAUAUCAAAGCUCCCGUCGAAGAUAAUGACCGCUCGCUUGCAUCCUUGUACAAGAUAGCAUUGACUCGACCUUGGAUUAUCCUGUUUGAUCCCAUCUCAUUCCUAAUCGCCGUAUACAUGUCAAUCGUCUACACACUCUUAUACAUGCUGUUCUCGAUAUAUCCCAUUGUUUUCCAGCAAAAACGGGGAUGGAAUGCUGGAGUUGGAGAGCUGCCCUUGAUCGGCACCGUCAUCGGAGCGGUUAUCGGAGCGGCAAUUGUCGUGAUGGACUCAAAACACAAGGCAAAGAAGCUUCAGAACGGUCAAGAACUCACACCAGAAGACCGCUUGCCACUUGCUAUGAUCGGCGGUGUGGGAUUUGCGGUUACGAUGUUCUGGUUCGCAUGGACCGCGGAGUACAACUCUAUCCACUGGAUAGUUCCAACGAUUGCUGGCGUAUUCCUGGCAACUUCAUUGAUGCUCAUAUUCGUUGGCUUCUUGAACUAUCUCGUCGACGCUUACCUCAUGUAUGCAGCCUCGGCAAUCGCAGCGAACACCGUGGCACGUUCUGCCUGUGGUGCUUCUGCGCCUCUUUUCACGGGCUACAUGUUCGACGCUCUUGGCGUCGGCGGAGGAGGCUCUCUUAUUGGCGGUGUAGCUACGCUCUUGGCCGUCAUUCCCUUCGCGUUCUACAAGUAUGGUGCAGGGAUCCGCCGUCGCUCUAAGUUUGCUCCGACACAGGACUCACACGACAACAACAAUGAUGAUGAAGAGCAACAGCGUCGCAGCCCGCGAGACUCCGCAACCAGGGUAUCAUCGGAGUCGUCCUCCUCUCAUACGACGGCUAUAGGAGACGAACCACAGCCGAGAGAAAAGCGCAGGGCGAGUGUUGAUGGUGUGCAGAACACCUUGGGCGAACAGCGUGGGGAGAAUAAUCGGUCCGGAGAAGAAGUUAGUCAGUAUGAUUAGAGUAGUAUCUUUGAAUGUGAGGCCUUACCUACAUAAUUGGUAACUUCAUUCCAACGGUCGGGUGUAAUAAAUUUGCUUUCGAAAAAGAAAA
Truncatella angustata is the source of this 2145-nucleotide messenger RNA. RefSeq names its product major facilitator superfamily domain-containing protein. The transcript has 7 exons. The record is from RefSeq and is a predicted model, not a curated record. Bases 345 to 2054 code for a protein of 569 amino acids. Gene Ontology annotation, molecular function: transmembrane transporter activity. Lineage: Eukaryota; Fungi; Ascomycota; Sordariomycetes; Amphisphaeriales; Sporocadaceae. Gene Ontology annotation, biological process: transmembrane transport.